Messenger RNA from Linum trigynum, 4892 nucleotides. Lineage: Eukaryota; Viridiplantae; Streptophyta; Magnoliopsida; Malpighiales; Linaceae. The record is from the annotation of a GenBank genome assembly.
UUCUAUAGCGUUCGCCAACGCGGAAACGUGUUUCUAAAGCGCUCGACAACGCGGGGACGUGUUUAUAUAGCGUUCACCAACGCGGGUACAUGUUUAUAUGGCAUUCGCCAACGCGAGAACGUGUUUAUAUAGCGUUCACCAACGCGGGGAAAUGGUUAUAUAGCGUUCGCCAAUGUGGGGAUUUAAGGUUUUCUAGUAUGAAAUUAGAUGUGAUAUUUUCUGGGAUCUUGGUAGACUUUGAAAGUUGAAGUAAACAAUUUCUGAGGUUCUGAUGAGACGCUCAAUGCAUGUCAAAAGUAAAGAUGGACAUGUUUUCAGAAAUAAUAGUAUGAUAUAUCAUGAUUAAGUGUAAGAAUGUAAUACGAAAAAUACAUUGUUUUUUCGUUGUUUAGGGUUUCUUUAAAUCGAUCAUUCACCAGGAAUUUUGUCAUCGACUUUGGAAGACUUGAUCCUUAGUUGAGCUCGAAACUCGAUAGUGCGAGCUUUUGAGUAUCCGGCUCUAUGGUGCAGGCGUAGGGAUAUUGGGUAAUUUGUUGCUUUGAUACAUGUUGAAUGGGAAACCCAACCUCUUAGGCUUAGGGUUUGGAAUAAUCUGCUCGACCAGGGGCCCUGCCCUUGGUGGUAUUUGUGGCGAUGUGAGCCAUAUUUUGCUUGGUUAAGAAGAUCUAUCAUCUUGAGGUAUGUCUUGUCAGGAUUGGCUUUUCAUAAACACUUUUGAUUGAGUCUAUUGAGAUAUAGGGAACCCUGAGGUAUCAGGUUGUACUGUCUUUUCUUUCUUGAUGCCUAGUGUAGGUUGCACGGGUCUUUUAUGAGGUUGUCUUGCAUGGUGACAGAGUACAUUGUGCUUCUUCUUGUUAGUAUGUAGGGAUGGCAACAAAACCCGAACCCACGGGUAACCACCCGACCUAACCCGGUCAACACAGGUAAAACCCGUGUUGACGGGUUUUGGGCCGGGUUCGGGUUUAAACCCGCUACACUAUUCACUGGGUCGGGUUGAGUUUGGGUUUAGGUAAACCCGCCCCAUGGGUACCGCCCCACACACAUAUAAUUACUUUCCCGGUAUAUUUAAUCUUCUAAAUAAUAUAUCUUCCUUAAACAACUAAUAUUCUUUAUGUUUGUGGAGACACAUAUAAUUUAUUCUUUCUGAUUGUUUAGAAUGAAGUUUAUAUUAUGAAGUGGAGAGUGAAGAAACUUAGUUGACGAGGAAGAAGUUUUCAAUAAAUCUCAUUGUUUAUAGAUGUUUAUCUUUAAUUUUGAACAAUUUGUAUUGAUCAUUUGUGGUUUGCUUGUAUGCUCUAGAUUGGUGUUUUUUGUAUGAUUAGUUUGCAUGAGAAAAUUGAUGUUAAACUUUUAUUUUGAAAGAAACUUGUUAUUGUAAUUUUUUUACCAAAAAAACCCACGGGUACCCAUGAACCCGCGGAUACCCAGCGGUUUGGGUUGGGUUUGAGUUUUUCAAACCCAACGGGUUUUAUCCCGGGUUUUUUUGGCGGAUAAACCCAUGGGUUUGGGUUUGAAAAAACCCGCCCCAACCCGACCCAUUGCCAUCCCCAUUAGUAUGUCAUUGAAGAAUAAUUUACUGACCACCUGGUCUCCUGAAACUUGAGUGUCUUCAAGCUUUCCAAAAUUACUUCAUAAACUGGGGAGUUGAGAAGUUGAGUAGACUGACUACUUAAUAGCUUGAACUUUCUUCUAAGUUGUCCCCGUUUUGCCCCCAAAGAUAUGUUAUUCAUUGUCAAUUUUCCGCAACAAAGAGUGAUUCUACCAUCCUCGACUUGGGAUGAAUGCAACAAAGUUUGAAAAGAACCUUGUUGAAAUAGCAUAGUGUGUCGCAACCGCCCCUCUGGAUCGGGGGCUCGCUCGCGAAUUGCUCUAAGUCUCCAUCGACCUUAAUUGUGGUGGAUCGAACACCAUUUUGCCGGUCGAAACCGGGAUUUGGUCUGCGAAAUUUAGAGUUUAUGGCUUCGGGAGUACGGUUACGCGUGGGGUAGUGUAUUCAUGCCCCCACAACGCCCCAAAUGGGUACUACUUAAAUCGAUACGUUUUUAAGGGUUGGGUGUAUAAUAAUUUACGGCUUUAUUGAUGUAUUUAAUUGAAUUAUUUUAAUAAUUUUGAGUGUAUUUUUAGAGUUCAAUUGGACGUAAAUUUUGAAUUAUUGUAUUUAAUUGAUAAUUUUCACGCCUAUUGACGUAAAAAUAUUUUUUAGAUUGGUUGGACUCGAACCUAUUGGUUGCCUACGUACCCGACUUAGUCGGGAUCAAAGUCCAUGUAGUUUGAUUAUGUUAAGUGAUUUAUGAGAAGAUCUUAACACGUUCUAUUGAUCGUGAUUAAGAUAAUUAUUUAAUUUUUUAGGACAAUUAAUCUUGUUAGUAUAUGAUGGCAUAUAUGUUAAAUAGAUUUAAUAUGCCGAGCAUCAUUCAUUAAUGUAAUAAAAUGUGAUCCAAUCAUGUUAAAGAUGUUUUAAUUAAGAGUUAAUAGGAAAUUAGAUGUAACAAAGCAUUGACGUUGAGUAGGUAGUCAUGGUUUUAAUUGUGGUGUGUUUGGGAGAUGAGAUUGCGUAGUCAAAGAUUGGAGAGGUAUUUUUGUUGUUUUUUUUUCGUUUUUCAAUGGAAGAUGCAAGUCAGUGCAAUUUUGACGAAGCUGGAGGGGUAAAUUGGUCUUUCAGGGUGGCCGAGUGUAUAACCUACAUUUUGAUACCUAAAUCAAACCUAGCCGCCUCACUAGUCACUUCCCUUCUGCCUCUCAUUUUUCUCUAACUUCAGAAAUCGACUCUCAUCUUCUGAAAAUGGCGGACAAAAGAAACGAGAAAGUGCGUCUAAUCUCUCACUCCUCAUGCCUCUCAGUUCUCAUCUCUCUCGAUCCAUCUUUCCCUCUCUUCUCUUUUCUAGAAACGACGACGAGGAGAAAGAGAGAAGUCACGGAGGCGGCGAAAUGAGUACGGCGGCGGUGGAUGCUAGAGCCGAUGAUGGUUCGCACGACGGUGACAAGAAGAUCGACCCCGAUGAUUGUACUGGCGACGGCGACAGCGGAGGAGGGUGGCCGGCGCUUAGGCUUCGCGUACAGCGGAGGAAAAGAGGCCCUCAGAGACAUAGUAGAGUAACUCUUGCCGGUGACGGCAAAAUCAAAGGGAACCUGAUGAUUUGGGUCUCAAGAAUGGCUAUGGCUUUCAACUGUGGUUUGGUUUAAAUUCAGGGUUUACAGUCUACAUUUUUACUUAUGGUUGUUGCUUUUGAAUUUGGGGAUUGUUUAUUAUUUUGGUUCUGAAUUUGGUUGAGGCUUGGUUUGUCGAUGGUUUGGUUUAGAAGGUUCUAGAGAUUAAAUGGGGAUUCGCAAAUCUACAAUUUCAAUUGGUAACAUUUUGAAACCAGAUUGUGGGCUUUGCAUGAGAUUUUGUCGCGUUUAUGAUGAAACUGAUCUUGGAAGUUGUGUGGUGUUCAAAGUGGUUUUUGAAUUUUGGGUUUUUCGUAAAUGGAUGCGUCGCUAAUCUUGGGAGAUGAUAAAAAUGGAAUUUUGUACUUAAUGUGCUCUAAAUUGAAGUUAAUGGUUGAUUUGGAAAGUAGUUUAUGGUAUUGAUGCUUGAUUGUGUUGGAAUGAGGUGGAGCAUGCCAAGACAGUUAAAAAACAGAAUACAGAGCCAAAUAUGGAAUUAUGUUUGCAAUACAUUUAGAUAGAAGUAUAUUAAUUUUAUGAAAAUGAAAUGCUAGUUGACAGAAAGUAAAGAACUCUGAUUUUUGUAGAUUAUGAUUCUGCCAACAUAUGGUCUGCUAGUACUGUAAAGAAAACUGAAAAUGAGAUGAUUAUGAUGAUUGAUAUAGAUGGUUAAAAACCUUUCUCUCUGUAGUUUGGGGGUGAUUGCUCUUUUCCCAAACUUUUAGGGGAUUGCUUGCUGCCUUGUUGCUGCUUCCUUCUUUGUAGUUUCGCUGUUGUAUGUGUUGGUGUCUGUUUUUUUGUGUAAGCUGCCUUUAGCAGUGAGUGUUCCUAGUCUGAUUUGGAUACUGGGAUUUUUCAGAAUGGUGUGUUCUUUGGCUGCUGUUUGUAUGUUUGUUUGUGUGGGUUUAUGAGCUGGUAUAAGAACAAGAAAAGAAACUGUGAAGGGUCUUUGUUCCGUCUUUUUCUGAGUAGUUAUAUUAAGGGAAAAAUUAGAGUAUUUUGCUGAGAUUUAUUGCUCUUUCUUUCUGUCUAUUUUGGUUUUGGUUGAGGAAAGGGAAGUUUUAAAAGAGUUCUUCUCUGUUUUUUUAGAAGAAUAAAAAGAGGAAGAAAGAACCCCCAUGUAAGGAAAAAGGAACAUCCCAAAGAAGAAGCCUGCUGUUUUUCUCUACUGUUGGUAGGUGAGGAAGAAGAAAAAAGAAAGAAAGAGGAAGAAGAAGAAAGCCGAGGAAAAAAUCCAAAACUACCACUGUUAAAAAAAAAAUUACAAAAAUACCACCCACUCCAAAGAAUUUUCAAAAAUACCACCCUUUAUUUAAAACCGCCUAUCUAAGGAGCGGUUAGCAUUAAAACCGCGCCUCGAAGAAACGUUUUUCAUAAUAACCGCGCCUCUGGGAAGCGUUUUUAAUUUCCAGAACAAAACGCAUGUGGAAGACGCGGUUAUAUGCUAACCCUACCACAAAACGCUGUAUAAAAGAGCGUUUAAGUGUCGGCAAUACAAACCACAUACCCAAGCGGCGGUUUUCAGGGUCAGGACACAAACCGCCUCUCCAAGCGGCGGUUUAUAGUGUCAGGAAUCAAACCGCUGCCCAAAGGCGCGGUUUGUGUAUGGUCACCCGACAGGCAACAUGUCGGCAUGCAGGGGGUAGGGCACGUAGGGCUGCAUGGCAGACCUAAAACCGCUCCCCCCCCCCCCCCCCCCCCAGCGGUUUUAGUGCAAAAUUUGCCUAUAAAAGGCAGUUUCAGAG